CUUUUUUAAACAUGAAUAUUAGAAAUUAGAGAAAAACAAAUAUUCUUUAUAUCUAUCCGUAAAGUAUUUUUUGCGCUUAAAUCACGAAAUCACGACAUCGCUAAUCAUCUAUAAUGAGUUCCAAUGGUAACUGCGUUGUUGUGGUAUGGGAAGUAGAGUCAAUUUUAUUGAACAAAUACGUUCCAUACUCAUCGUCCGUCUCUCAGCAUUUAGAGAGAGCGUAUGCAAAGAAAUUGACUCAAGUCUUUCUCGGCGAUUCUGAUGCAAACUUAAUUGAAUAUUACGUGAAUUUGAGAACAAUGAAACAGUGUUCUGAGAAACCAGAUGCUGAGCAUCCUUUAGUGAAUGUACGAAGACAGUUUUAUAAUCCAUCAAGUCCUGCUGGCAAAGGCGUUAGAUGGGAAUAUGCUGGAAAUACAAAUAGUGAAUGGCACCAAUAUGAUAUGGAAAUUCAAUGCUUAAUAGAGGAUGCAUGGUCGAAUGGAAGUCAACAAAUUGAUAUUUCAUCAUCAUACAUUCAUAUGCCAUAUAUUAUAGACUUUUCAAACAUGACUCAAACACGCAAACCAAGUGGACCGAUUCGUCAAAUACGUAGAGUAUCUCAAGCACCGUAUCCACUGACAAAACUUCCAAGUGCAAUCAACUCAACGCAAUCAUCAAUGGUAUUAAAUACAAAACAAAUUGGAAAUUUUGUUCAUCCAGCAAAUAGUGCUAAUAAUUUAAGUACAAGUAGAAUGUCAAUCAAUUCGGCUAAUAGACGAAGUGUAAAGUCAAAUUAUCUGCAUCAUCAACAAGCGCUUUCAACAUCAUCACCUAGACUAUCAAAUUAUGGUGAUACAAUAUCUCAAACAGGUAGUACUCGUUCAGCUCCAUCUCAUGUAAUGUCAGGAAUUCCACCUAGCGGUAAAGCAACAGUAAAGCCACUAACGAAACCACCAAAACCUACAAAAACUAAUAAUUCUGAAUCGACAACCUCUCCAACGAAUCUCGCACGACAAAUUCUCAAUAAUCUCAACAUAUUUUCGCAUCAUCAUCACAAUCAUCAUGACAAGGGAGAAUCGUCUUCAAAUAAUAAUAAUAAUAACAAUAAUCAUAAAAAAGGUUUUCUCUUGAGUCAUGUAAACAGUAAUAAAUCAUCGAAAAAAUCAUUAUGUAAGAAUCUUCAUGGUAGUACGUCAACACUCGAUAUGGAAACAGUGAGCAUAAACUCAAGGCGACCGAGUGUUGAUACAAUUUCUACAUAUUUGAGCAAUGGAAGCAAAAAUAGUCGCGGUGGUUCAGUACGCGGGAAAACAAGUUACGGAUCUGUAUCAGAUCUAUUAAAUUGCUCAUUAAGUAGCGAGAACGAUGAUGUAUUCUUAUCAAGCCAUAGUAGUUUAUCUAGUAGUAUGAGUAUGAAUAUGAUAAUUAAAGGCAGUAUUGUUGGAGUCGAUUCCAGUAGUGAACAAAUUUCAAAGUUUGUGAGCGUUGUAAAUGACAUUUUACCACAAGCACCGCCAUGUCCAAUAUGCCUUAAUGAACUCCACCGAGAUAACAGUGCCAAGAACCCAACUGUGUCAUUAUCAAGAUGUCAGCAUCUAAUGCAUCUCAAUUGUCUUAAUGAAUUAAUUUUAAGUCAGAAAAGUGAUCUACAAAAGAAUUUAUACAUUGAAUGUCCAACGUGUGGUAUAAUAUAUGGAGAUAAAAGAGGAAAUCAGCCUCCAGGAACGAUGAGCUGGAUUACUAUUCCAAAAUCCCUGCCAGGUCAUGAAGACUGCAACACAAUUCAAAUAAUUUAUAACAUUGCAAGUGGAAUUCAAAAUCAGAAUCAUCCAAAUCCUGGUCGGGCAUUUUUUGCUGUCGGUUUUCCAAGAAUUUGCUACCUACCUGAAAAUCAAACGGGUCGAAAGAUUCUCAAAUUUCUAAAAAUAUCAUUCGAUCGUGGAUUACUAUUUUCAAUUGGUAGAUCAGCAACAACAGGAAAGGAGGAUGUUGUAGUGUGGAAAAAUGUCGAGCAUAAGACACAAUUCUCAAUGUAUCCAGAUCCAACGUUUUUACAAAGAGUAAUGGAGCAACUCGUACAUCUUGGCGUGACGGAUUAAAAAAAUAGUACAAAAUUUUUGCUUUCGUGCAUUGCAUGAGAUGUCGACAAAGGAUUUCUCUUGAUUAAUGACUGUCUUACAUGAUCUUAUGAUUAUGAAAACUUUUCUCACAAGAAUUUAAGCUCUAAAGCAGAUAACAAGAUGGAUUAAAUCCUUUUGUUAAAUAUAUUUC
This is a messenger RNA of Chironomus riparius, 2253 nucleotides long. NCBI's taxonomy places the organism in Eukaryota, Metazoa, Arthropoda, Insecta, Diptera, Chironomidae. The record is from the annotation of a GenBank genome assembly.